AGCAUAUAAUUACGACCCUCUCUUUCGCACUUCGUUGUUCCUCAACUGCGCUUUUUUUUUGGUGUGUUGUUCUCUUCUCGUCUACUUCCUUAUAAAAGAGCCGGCUUUCAGGGAGCCCAUUCAGCGGAGCAUCCUUUCUUUUCUUCUAUUGUUUCAGACUCUCUUCUUUUUUGGUUCUAUCGCAAGUGCUUCUUCGCCUUUUUUUUUGCUGUUGACCCUCAGACUUUUCUGUGCUUAAAGAGCGUAGUGUUACGCUCUUUUUCUCGCGAUAAGCUGCUCUGCCCACCGGUCUACCUCAGCGGUGUAUCGAUACAAAAAUAUAUAUAUAUAUAUAUUCAGGUCCGUCGUGCUUUCGUCCGUAAGCGCCGAUAGCAUCGAGACUUCUUCCUCUGCUAGAAAUCCGCCGUUGUGUUUCUUUUAACGUAGGUUCUCUGACUCUUUUGUUUUCUUCGUUUUCUCCUCUUCUCUUUUUUCCUCCUCACAAAAUGGGCGGCGAAAUCAGCCGACUCAGGGCUCUACCACUUUCGAAAGGAAGCGGUAGCGAAGGACUCGCGGCUCUUGAAGCCCUCUACCGGCAGGACCUCGAUUUUCUAAAUCUGCCCGUCAAGCAGUGGACCACCGCGCGGACCACCGCCGACGGGCAGCCCCUCGUGGACGUCUUGAUCGUGGGCGGCGGCAUGGCUGGAGUGACGCUCGCCAUCGCCCUGAAGCACCUCGGCGUGGCGGUGCGUCUGCUCGAUGAGGCACCCGCCGGCUACGAAGGCCCGUGGGACACUACCGCGCGCAUGGAGACGCUGCGGUCCUCCAAGCAGCUGGUGGGGCCGGCGCUGGGCUUUGCAAAUUUAACUUUCCGGGCGUACUUCGUUGCGCAGUUCGGCACCGCCGCGUGGGACGCGCUGGACAAGAUCCCACGCGUGCAGUGGAUGGGACUACCUUCGCUGGCUGAGGCAGGUGAACGAGUUGGAUGUGCUGAACGACAGCAAAGUCACCCUCGUGCAGCCUGGCGCAGACGGCGUGGCGACGGUGGAGGUGCAGCGGAACGCCGCGGCGAUGGACGGGGACGCGGCAGCAAUGCCACAGUGUGAAAAACUGUACUCGCGUCAUGUGGUGCUGGUGACGGGCCGCGGAGGCCUCGGCGGGCAGAAGCUGCCGGAGUGGGCCCAGCGGAUUCCCGCUGAAAAGCGCGUGCACAGCUCCGAUGUAUGGAGCGGUGACGCACUCGCCGGCAAGCACGUCCUCGUGAUCGGCGGCAGCUCCUCGGCGAUGGACUGCGCCGGCACGGCUCUCGAGCACGGUGCGACGGAGGUGCAUCUCCUCAUCCGCCGGCCCGACCUGCCCCGCGUGAACAAGAGUAAGGCGGCGGUGGGUCCCGGGAUCACACACGGUUAUCUGACCUUCAAGGAUGCGUGGAAGUGGCAGUACCGGCAUUACAUGAACCUGCACAUCCCUCCGCCGCACGGCAGCGUCUUGCGCGUGUCGCGUCACGCCAACGCGUUUUUCCACUUCGGCGCCGCAGUGGAGAAGGUGUCAGUGCGCGACGACGGCAGGGUGCGCGUGGAGACUACAAAGGGGCUCAUGGCGACGGACUUCGUUAUUUUCGCCACGGGCUACGCGGUGGAUUGGCAGCAGCGGCCUGAGUUCGCGCCCUUCGCCUCGCACGUGCUGCAGUGGAAGGACGUGUACAGCCCACCAGAAGGUCUCCCCAGCAAGGACAUGAGCCAGUUUCCGUACCUGGGGCCGAGUUUCGAGUUUCGUGAGAAGGUAGAGGGUGGAUGCCCAGGGCUGCAUCACAUCCACUGCUUCUGCUACCCCGCGACAGUGUCGUUUGGGGCGGUGUCGGGCGACAUUCCGCAGAUCACGGAUGGUGCCCGCAUGCUGGCACAGCGCCUUACAGGGGAUCUCUACAGAGAGGACGUCGCGGCUCACAUGAAGGAGGUGGAGGCUUUUGAGGACGCGGAGCUGGACGGCACGGAGUGGGCCCCAUCGGAGUGGCCUGAGUACAAGGAGUAG
Messenger RNA from Leptomonas pyrrhocoris, 2010 nucleotides. RefSeq lists its product as hypothetical. Bases 1051 to 2010 code for a protein of 319 amino acids. Lineage: Eukaryota; Euglenozoa; Kinetoplastea; Trypanosomatida; Trypanosomatidae. The transcript has a single exon. The record is from RefSeq and is a predicted model, not a curated record. Gene Ontology annotation, molecular function: flavin adenine dinucleotide binding; monooxygenase activity.